This is a messenger RNA of Xyrichtys novacula (pearly razorfish), 6976 nucleotides long. Lineage: Eukaryota; Metazoa; Chordata; Actinopteri; Labriformes; Labridae. The record is from the annotation of a GenBank genome assembly.
AGUGACGCUGACGUACGUUCCGUUGACGUGGACGUCCUAACAGGAAGUCGGGUUCACUCUGGCUACGUGGAAGUAGCUCGUCUACUAACCGAGGCUGAGAGCAGCUGUUGUCUUCGUUAGUCAGCUUCAGUCCGACAUAAUGAUUAAAAAAUUCGAUAAAAAGGACGAGGAGUCUGGUAAGUUUGGAGAUUUGCUCAAAUAAAUGAAUGAAAUUGUGUCAGCGGUGUCAGGGUGGAGGAUGCUAACAGGACGCUAGCCUGUUAGUGUUAGCAUACCCAGUCAAAGUUAAUGUACUCAUCGGGGUGGAUUAUGAUUCCUCUGACUAUGUUGCGGUCACUGAGGCUAAGAUUUUGCAUAAACACUUGUCUACGUGAGGUGAAAACGUCUGUCUCUUCUGUUUUGACGUUUAGGGAGUGGGUCCAACCCUUUCCAGAACCUGGAGAAGAGCGCCGUGCUGCAGGAGGUUCAGUCUGACUUUGCUUUAACACAUGAUUUGUCCAGAUCAGAAAUAGGAAUUUGAAGCCUUAUAAAUCAUAUCCUUAACACGGAUUUUGAAAUAAGACUUUGCUUCUCUUUCACAGGCGCGGAUAUUCAAUGAGACUCCUAUCAAUCCGAGAAGAUGUCUCCACAUUCUGACCAAGAUUAUCUACCUGCUCAACCAGGUGAAGGGAUGAUCCAAAAAGACACAAAUCUUUGUCUUGUAUGAUCGGUGUCCAUCAAUCCUCUCUGGGUGUUUAUUCGCUUACUAAAGUUUCCUCUUGUUUGUUUAGGGAGAGCAUUUCGGGACCACAGAGGCUACAGAGGCCUUCUUUGCCAUGACCAGACUCUUUCAAUCCAAUGAUGUAAGAGAUGAAUCCAAAAACCACUAAUGAGAUUAGUUCAAACUUUACAGCUCUUUAUUUGACCAAAUUGUCUUUCUUUUUGCAGCAAACCCUCAGGAGGAUGUGCUACCUGACCAUUAAGGAGAUGGCCAACAUCUCUGAGGAUGUCAUCAUUGUCACCAGCAGGUUUGUACUGUUUGAGUAAAAUCUCAUAGGAUUCAAACUCUGAAACCCUUUUCUUGACUUCUGUUAUUGAGUAAUGCUGUGAAACACCAACCUUAAAGGGAUAUUCCAACAUAAAACUAAUUUAGGGUCAAACACAGCGUAACACCGAGUUAGACACCCCCUCAGGAGAUAAAUGUUGCCGACUGCUUGCUUCUCUAGUUAUAUCAACUUUAGUAACGAGCGCAAGAUAUCAAUACACAGCGGUCUGAGGAGCCAUAAACAAACCUCAGGGUAUGCUAACGCUAACAGGCUAGUGUCUUCUUAGCAUCCUCCAUCCGUGCGGGGGGACACAGCUCAAGGAAGAACAUUUAUGAUCAUUUCUUCAUGGAAAUGCAGUCAGACCGAGACGCUGAGGCAGAAGAACUACCGCGUCUGGAAAUGAUGAAGAAAUGAUCAUAAAUGUUCUUCCUUGAGCUGUGUCCCCCCGCACGAGUCUUUAAUGAACUGGCCUGAGGUCUCCCUACAAACAAACAGCUGCUGGAAGAGAGUAGGUGAGUUGUGUUUAGUCUCUUUGCUAAAGAAAUUAGGCAAAGUUUAAAAGAUGUUUGGUGGCUAGUGCUAUAUACACUGUUGAUGAAGUUAGUUACUGUUCUGAGCAUCAUUUGUGGCUAUAGAGUGGCGUUUUGGUUGAGGAUUAUUUAUGGCUCCUCAGACUGCUGUGUAUUGCUAUCCUGCGGUUGUUACUAAAGUUGGUAUAACUAGAGAAGCAAGCGGUCGGCAACAUUCAUCUCUUGAGGGGGUGUCUAACUUGGUGUUACGGUGUGUUUGGUUCUAAAUCUUUUUUACGCAGGAACAUCCCAAGUGUUCAUUUGCAUCUGAGUUCUUGCUCAUAUUGGAUUCAGAGAAGACUGAGUCCUGUUGUCAUGUUAGUAAAUAAGAAAGUAAAGCGUGUAGGUUUUGGGAUGUCAUUCUUUGUUAUGAAUCAGCCCGAUCUGGCAGAUUUGUUUUGAAGUUGCACUUUCUGAAGGUGGUUCUUGGGUGUCAUAUUUCAGCCUGACCAAAGACAUGACAGGGAAGGAGGACGUGUACCGUGGUCCUGCUAUCAGAGCCCUCUGCAGGAUUACAGAUGUAAGUGUUGACUUGUUUGAUUUUCUUCACCUUUCCAUCUUUUUAGCUCUUCCUAGUGUGCCAGUUAAUGCAAGAGAGAAACAACAAAACAUAUAUGUGCUAUAAAUUUUCUCUGUUCCUUCCUUCCACAGACCACCAUGCUGCAGGCCAUUGAGAGAUACAUGAAGCAGGCGAUUGUUGACAAGGUUCCCAGUGUGUCCAGUUCAGCUCUGGUCUCCUCACUGGUAAGAAAUGAUAAUUUUUGGUCCUGUUUGUUUCUCAAUCCGUAUAAUUUAUAUAAAGUUGAGUGACUGUACCCCACGUUUUUGCUGGUGGGUGAUGACGUCCUCUCUGUUUUUUGUUCAGCACAUGGUGAAGAUGAGCUACGAUGUGGUGAAGCGUUGGGUGAAUGAAGCUCAGGAGGCUGCCUCUAGUGACAACAUCAUGGUCCAGGUUGGUAAUACAGAUAUCUGUAAUAUGUCAUUCCAAACAACCUGAAAUGUGUGUUUGUGUGGCUGCAUCAGUGAUUGAAACUUGGCCUGAUAAUGUGUGUCCUGUCUUCCAGUAUCACGCCCUGGGACUGUUGUACCACCUCAGGAAGAACGACCGUCUGGCUGUCACCAAGAUGCUCAACAAGUUCACCAAGUCUGGUCUGAAGUCUCCCUUCGCUUACUGCAUGCUGAUCAGGAUCGCCAGCAAACUGCUGGACGAGACUGAAGCAGGGUGAGUUCAGCUGCAGCUGUGUGAUGUUUUGGUUAAAGGGAUAUUCCGGCAUAGACCGCUGUGUAUUGCUAUCCUGCGGUCAUUACUAAAGUUGGUAUAACUAGAGAAGCAAGCGGUCAUCAACAUUUAUCUCUCGAGGGGGGGUGUCUAACUUUGUGUUAAGGUGUGUUUGACCCUGAAUUAAUUUUACGCCGGAAUAUUCCUUUAAGUAUCUUUUGUUACCUGAUAUUUCUGAGGCAGAUUUACUUUAUUCAAGCUCUAACAGAUUGAAUUUCUUUGUCUCAGUCAUGACAGCCCCUUGUUUGAUUUCAUCGAGAGCUGUCUGAGGAACAAGAAUGAGAUGGUGGUGUAUGAGGCUGCUUCUGCCAUUGUUCAUAUGCCCAACUGUACAGCCAGGGAGCUGGCCCCAGCUGUGUCUGGUCAGUACUGUGGUCCUCAUUCGUUGUUUUAAUGUUUCUGUAAUUUUGAUCUAAAUGAAAACAAAGGUGUUCUGUUAGUGUUUUAUUGAAAAGUGUGGUCAAUGUGUUUGUCCUGCUGCAGUGCUGCAACUCUUCUGCAGCUCCCCCAAAGCAGCCCUGAGAUACGCCGCAGUCAGGACCCUCAACAAGGUAAAGCUUCGUGCUCCAUCUGGUCUUCAAACUGCAAAGGUAAAAUGUUGAGCAAAAGCUGAUUGUAACUUCGCUCCUCCAGGUGGCCAUGAAGCAUCCCUCUGCUGUGACUGCGUGCAACUUGGAUCUGGAGAAUCUGAUCACCGACUCGAACCGCAGCAUCGCCACUCUGGCCAUCACCACCCUGCUGAAGACUGGCAGCGAGAGCAGCGUGGACCGCCUCAUGAAGCAGAUCUCCUCCUUUGUCUCUGAGAUAUCGGAUGAGUUCAAGGUCACACACACUUUGAUUUAAAGUUGACUUUUUCCUGCUUUGAUAACACAGCUGUUAAUCAUAUUAAAAUGUGUGUUUUUAUCUGAAAUUCACAUCUUUGACUCGUUUUUCAAUCAGGUUAUUCUUGUGCUGUUGUCUUAAAUCUGUCCCUGCUGUUUGUGAACUUCAGGUUGUGGUGGUUCAGGCCAUCAGCGCUUUGUGCCAGAAGUAUCCCAGGAAGCACAGCGUCAUGAUGAACUUCCUUUCCAACAUGCUCAGAGACGAUGUAAGCUGAUCAUUUACAAACUUCACUGCUGCUUAUAAUUUCAUAAAUGAAGCAAACUGAGACUCACAGGAACAUCCGUCCUCUACUUUCAGGGUGGUUUUGAGUACAAGCGAGCCAUCGUGGACUGCAUCAUCAGCAUCAUUGAGGAGAACCCAGAGAGCAAGGAGACAGGUCUGGCCCAUCUGUGCGAGUUCAUCGAGGACUGUGAGCAUACGGUGUUAGCCACAAAGAUCCUGCACCUGCUGGGUAAAGAGGGCCCGCGCACCCCCCAGCCCUCCAAGUACAUCCGCUUUAUCUUCAACAGGGUGGUGCUGGAGAGCGAGGCUGUGCGUGCAGGUAAGACAAAGUAGGAUACUCGAAAUUGUAACAAUUUCUUUGGCGUGGGAUUACUGCAGGAGCUGACUUUGAACACCCAGUUUAUCUAUUACUAGCAUUUCCUAACCAGUUGGGAUGUGUCUUCUUCUACCCUCAGCUGCUGUCAGUGCUCUCGCUAAAUUCGGAGCUCAGAAUGACGAUCUGCUGCCGAGCGUCCUGGUUCUCAUGCAGAGGUACUUAUUUACUUUCUACAUUUUCUUCCUCUAUGAUUCAUGUGACUGUUGAAAAUAUAAAGAAAAUGUCACCUAUGCCGCCUGAUUCACCUUUACGCGAGCUACAAUGACCUCUGCGCGUUCCUCCAGGUGUAUGAUGGACAGUGACGAUGAAGUACGAGACAGGGCUACUUUCUACAUGAACGUGCUGCAGCAGAAGCAGAAGGCUCUGAACGCGGCUUACAUCUUCAAUGGUAAGCGCUUAGUCACAAAAUCUGUUAAGUUGGGCUCCUGCCAGGCAGCCUGCAGGGCACAAACGGAGCGUUGAUGUAAAAUGAAAGCAUUAACACCUCCUCCUCUGUGUUUCUCUUUCAGGUCUGUCUGUAUCCAUCCCCGGCCUGGAGAAAUCCCUCCAUCAGUACACUCUGGAGCCGUCAGAGAAACCUUUCGAUAUGAAGAGUGUCCCUCUGGCCACCACUCCGAUCACAGAGCAGAAAACAGGUAUAUCUUCAAAGCUCUGCACUGAAUUUGAGCUUUUUUCUUUAUUCUGCUGAGAACCUGAGAAAAUUAAGCAUCUGUUUGUACCUUUCACUCCCAGAAAUCGCUCCUGUUGCCACAAGCAAGCUGCCCGAAAAGUUGGCCCCCUCACGCCAGGACAUUUAUCAGGGUAAGGCUGCAAAUACAAGAUUAUAAAGCAACCGGACACAGAAAUCAGGAUUGGUUUCAUGUUGAGUGUCCCUUGUUUUGUUUUUUCUUCACCCCGACAGAACAAUUGGCAGCCAUCCCAGAGUUCCAGAGUCUCGGUCCGCUCUUCAAGUCGUCAGAGCCAGUGCAGCUCACAGAGGCCGAGACGGAGUACGUGGUGCGCUGCGUCAAACACACCUUCGCCAGGCACAUGGUGUUCCAGUUCGACUGUACAAACACGCUGAACGACCAGCUUCUGCAGAAGGUACCGGCCGAGAGAAAAUUUACAGCGGGUAUUUUUCCGUCUUUCAACUUGAGUUUGUGAUUUCAUAAUUGUGCUUUCCUUCUCAGGUCGUAGUACAGAUGGAGCCAUCAGAGGCCUACGAGGUGGUACACUACAUCCCCGCCCCCAGUCUCCCCUACAGUCAGCCGGGUUCUUGCUACACUCUGGUCCAGCUGCCUGAUGACGACCCCACCGCUGGUAAGACUAAAUAAGAGUGUAAUAAAGUUCUGUACAGCCCAGAGGAGCAGAGUUUGAAGAGACUGUAUUAUGACGCACGAAAACCACAAUCCAAGAUUCUGAGAGAUCUAAGAAACUUGUCCCCCAUCUCCCCACAGUGUCUUGUACGUUCAGUUGUACUAUGAAGUAUCUGGUCAGAGACUGCGAUCCAAACACAGGAGAGCCAGAUGAUGACGGAUAUGACGAUGAAUAUGUGGUACGAAACUUCUGCACACCUUCACGCCAAGAAUGAUUCUUCCUUUUUUUGAUAUACUUGCUCUUCUUUUGGCGUCUAUUCCUCCAGCUCCUCUCUCCUCAUCUUUUGAUUUUUCUCAUUCCUUCCUCUUUUAGUUGGAGGAUCUGGAGGUGACGGUCGCGGACCACAUUCAGAAGGUCCUAAAACCAAACUUUGGUGCAGCAUGGGAAGAAGUGGGGGAUGAAUUUGAGAAGGAGGAGACUUUCGCCCUGGCGUCCGUACGGACUCUAGACGGUAAGCUGGAUGUGAUGCACUAAUUCCUCACACAAAGAUCAGUUUUAUAUAUUCACUCAUAACUCGCACACUGGACUGAUCGUUGGAUUUGUUUUGCAGAGGCGGUGGGUAACAUCAUCAGCUUCCUGGGAAUGCAGCCAUGUGAGCGCUCGGACAAAGUCCCAGAAAACAAGAACUCGCAUGUCCUCUUCCUGGCUGGUGGGUGUUGGAUAUCAGGAUGGUUGUGGUUGCUAUUUCAAGUUAAUAAAUGUAUUUUUAAGCUGCUUGCUUCUCGAUAUACAACGUUCUUAAAGUGGAUUAUCGUUACAGUAAGGAAAAUUGGCUGCACAGAUCACAAAAGAGUUCAGCACAAAUAUAUGAAUACAAGUCUUAAUUUUUGUUUUACUCCUGGAGGGUAAAUGUUCUGCAACUCAGCCAACUUUCUCUCUCUCCUCUCAGGUGUGUUUAGAGGAGGUCAUGACGUCCUGGUCCGUGCUCGCCUGGCGCUGGCUGACGGCGUCACCAUGCAGGUGACGGUUCGCAGCAGCGAGGAGACGGUAGUCGACGUUAUCCUGGCCUCUGUGGGCUGAAACACUCCGCUGCUUUGUGCCAACGCAACCAUGAGACCUUUUUAUUUCUUCUUCACGACAAACUGUUCUGAGAUUCUUCCCACAGCUCUAAAAUUUAAUGUAUAAAAAGCCUGAAAACAUUUUAUUAUUACUAAUGUAAGAGCUUAACCUGUUUCUGUUUACUGUCUGCUGGUCCUCGUCUUUUCUCCAGUGAGAAUUAUCUGUCAAAUCUUCAAUAAACUCUGACUGUUUAAGAACUUGAAUGAGA